UGACCGUGAAGGGGCCGCGGGUUUCCUGUUAGGCUGAAAGUUGGAUGAGAGCUGUCCGCCCGGCGUCUGCAAAACUCCGGUAAUUGUGUAUCUCUCCUGCAGGAGUGAUGGAGGCCUGUAUGAUGAAGCCAGAGGUCAAAAGGAAGCCAAAACCGCCUAAACCUCCUCCAAAGCCUUCUGAGGCAAAAGCAAAUGAGCCAGAGAGAGCUGAGAGCCCCGUUCCUGUGGUGCCUCGUCGGCCCACCGAUGCUGAACUGAGUCACACCCAGCACAGACUGAAAAGAGCAGCCGCCUCAAGCGACCAGAGAAAUGGAGAAACCGAAGCGAAACAGUCAGAAACUCCUGUUGUUCCACCCAGACGCGCACAAAGGGAACUAAAUGCCACAACCAGACAGAGCCAGCACAGGAGGGUCCCAUCUGAUCCGACAAAGAGCUCCAGUGAAGCUGCUGUAGAUGAAACAGAUUUUAAACAGAAUAAUCCCUCCGUCCUCACCGGAAUCUUCCGGCGAAACCCAAAAGAAAAGAUGCCAACCUUUACAAGCUACAUGAUCCCCACUUCUGAUGUUGAGGAGAAAACUGAUGACGCUGCAGCCAAACAAGCUCCAAGCAACAAACCGGGCGGUCUGACAGGAUUAAUGAAAGGGUUGCAGUUUAAGUCGUCACCAAAGGCCAGUAGAGACCCGAGUCCAGAUCCCAGUGCAGAAGAAACCGGGUCAGAGAGGGAACAACCUGCUGAGAAAAACGAUCAGGAGAAGAAUGCAGAACCCAAACAGGACAAAGGAGGUCGGCUUGCUGGAAUUUUCUGGAAAUCAGCCAAAGACAGUUCAUCUUGUCCAACCCAGACGGCCAGUAAAGAAGACAGUGGUCCUGAAGAUGUCGAGGAAAAGGAGAAAACAUCAGAGAAAAAACAUGAAAAAGGGGGGCUCUUCAACAUCCUGAAAAAGUCCAACAAGUCAGGAGAUGAGGCCUCUGCACAGGAGAACCUGAGUGCUCAGAGCGAGCUGUCGGCCAGCAGCGACAGCCUUUCUGAACAGGGCAAGGAAAAAGGAGGAAUAUUCAGCGGGAUGUUCAGGAGGUCUCCCAAACCAGCAGAGACUGACCAGGACAAAAAGUCUCUUUCUGGCGAUCUGUCCGGCAGUUCUGACAGUCUGACUGAGAAUCGCUCAAAGGAAAAAGGAUUUUUUAGCGGGAUCCUUCGCAAAUCGCCCAAGAUUGUUGGAGAGGGAGCAGCUGAGCAGGAUGAAGAGUCGGAGCUGACGGCCAGCGAUGAGAAUCUGUCUGAGAAGAGCGGCCCAAAAGAAAAAGGAGGCGUUUUCAGCUCGAUGUUUAAGAAAUCUCCAAAACCGUCUGAAGGUCCCCGACUGGAGGAGGGCACAGAGUCUCUGCAUAGCGAGUUUAGUGAAAGCAGCGAAAACCUGUCGGAGAAUAAGGAGAAAGGGGGUUUGUUCAGUGGACUCCGCAGAAAGACCCCAAAAUCAACCACCGAGGAGAAUCUUCUGGCUCAUGGAGAUGUUUCAGGAAGUACUGACAGUCUGUCUGAUGCAGCCAAUUCAAAGGAAAAAGGAAGCAUAUUUAGCGGGAUAUUCAAGAAGCCUCCUAAAUCGUCAGACGCUGCUCAAUCUGAUGAGGAUGGGCUGUCUGACUGCGAGCUCUCAGCCAGCAAUGAGAAUUUAUCUGAGAACAAACAGGAGAAAGGUAAAGGUUUAUUCAGCGGACUCCUUAAAAAAACUCCCAAAGCAUCAGGAGAAAGGACCGAAGCCCCGGACGGAGAAGAAGAGCAGCAGCUGUGUGCCAGCAGUGAAGAUCUGUCUGAGAACCCCAGCACCAAGGAGAAAAACAUUUUCAGCAACAUGUUUAAGAAGCCGCAGAAGCCAGCAGAGGGCGCCACAGCCGAGCCGGAGCUGGCAGCUGAAAACCAGCUGAAGGGCAGCAGUGAGAAUCUGACAGAAACAACCGGCCAGAAGGAGAAAAAAGGAGGCCUGGGGGGAAUAUUUAAAAGAUCCUCAAGUUUUGAAAACCUGUUGGACGAGGACAAAAAUAUUUUCAGUGGGAUUUUCAAGAAAAGUCCAAAACCAGCCGAUGAGGAAUCAAGUGAAGCAGGCGAGGGCAACAACUUAUCCUCCAGUUCUGAAAAUCUGUUGGAGGCAAACACCACAAAGGAGAAAACAGGAGGAUUUGCAGGAAUCUUUAAAAAGUCACCCAAACCAGCUCCUCGAUCGAUCGCUACUCAGGACCCCCUCAGUGACUCAAACCAGCUGUCGGGCAGCUGUGACAGCCUCAACGAAUUCGGAAAGGACGAUGUCUCAGCCCAGAAUCAACUGUCUGCUAGUAAAGAGGAUCUGUCAGAGUCCACGAACAACUCAAAGGAGAAAAACAUGGGGUUUGCUGGGAUGUUCAGACGGACGCCCAAAACAUCGGAGAAGCAGGAGGGCGAGGACACAGAGGCACCGGCGGGAGGUGGGCUGAGACGCAGGAGGACGAUAAAGAAGAAAAGACGAGUUGUGUCUUUCCGGAUCAAGAAAACUCUUCCCAAAAUCCCCAAAAUCGGUCAGGCUUCACAGAGUCCAGAAAAGAUGCCGAUCAUUGAGGAGAGCGUUGAGCUGCAGGAUCUGAAUGCCCCGCAGCAGGAGAGCACCGUGGAGAUCCAGACGGUGCAGAUGGCGGCUUUUCCGAGUGAAGAAAACCCUGCUGAACCCACCCCGGAGAGCGACGAGCUGAUGGAGUGGUGGAACACAGUGAAAGGUUGGACUGAGUGGACUGAGAGCUCCAAUUUCCAGGAAGAUGAUGAGGAAAUGGCGAUGGAGCAGGCGGCGGAUCGAGUCUACAUGGCCGCCCGUCUGUUUGUGCGUCUUUUCAACCAGCGGGGGGCGUCCUUGCAGCAGCGCAUCCUGGAGCUUCUGUCUUUGGCCGACGCCGCCGACCAGUUCCACAAGAGGACGGUGACGGCGGCGGUGGGCGGAGGCGUGGCCAGCGUGGCGGGCAGCGUGGCCACCAUCACCGGGCUCAUCCUGGCCCCUUUCACCUUCGGGGCCUCCAUCAUAGUCACAGCGGUGGGGAUCAGCGUGGCCACGGCCGGCAGCAUCGCGUCGGCCACGGCCAACAUCACCGACACGGUGCACUCCAACAUGGACCGCAAAAAGGUGGAGAAGAUGAUCCAGGGCUACCAGGAGGAGAUCAAAGACAUCAGGGAGUGUUUGGAGUUUGUUCAGGGGGGGGGGGGGGGCUUUGUCACUAGAGAGGGAAAAAAACAGGAAGGUAUGGACACCCUACAGGAGUGGGAUUUUGAGAAGUACUCUCAGAGUGCUGCCAAAAAGGCCAUGAACCACAACAUCAAGCACGUGAUGAAGGAGGGAGGCCGGGCGGGAAAAGCCCUGAUGAUCAACACCGACAAGCUCAUCAGCACCGUGCAGGUUCUGGGCGCCGCGGGCGGCGCCGCCAAGGCCGCUCAGGCCAUCAGCGUCACCACAGGCGUCAUGUCCGCCCUCUUCUUGGCUCUGGACGUUUUCUUCCUCGCCAAGGACUCCCACGAGCUCCGAAAGGGCGCCAAAACCAAGUUUGCUGGCAAGAUCAGAGAGGUGUGCAAAGACCUCCAGGACGGCCUCCUGGAGCUGAACAAGGUGAAGACGCAGCUGCAGAAGACCAUGGACGGCAUCGAGGUGGAGGAGUACGAGGAGAUCGAGGAGGUGGAGGUCGAGGUGGACGACGAUUUGGAGUCUGACCCAAAGAAGCUGGCUGAGCUGGAGCAGGAGCUGGACCUCCUGGAGGAGAAGCUGGACAAGAAGGAGGAGGUGGAGCCGCAGAAGAAAAAAGAGACGGAGAAGGGACUUUUCAAACUGAAGAAGGACAAAAAGGAGGAGAAGAGCACGAAGGAGAAAGGAGAGCAGGAGGAAAAGAAGGAGAAACAGGAGAAAACGGAAACCAAGGCAGAGGAAGGAGGGAAGCUACAGAAGAUUCCCGACGAGAAGCAGAAGCAGAAAAAUGACACAAGUAUCAAAAGCAGCAAAGAGAUUAUAGCAGGAGAGUCUCAGAAAGGAACCAAGAGGGAGAAAGAAAGUGAGAACCGUCUGGCUGCUGAAAAAGACAAGAAACAGGAGAGUAAGCACGAAAAGGCCAAAGAAGACUCUGGAGCAAAGAGAAUGGCUGUCUGGAAGGAGAAGGAGAACAAUAAGAAGGAGAAGGAAGAAGCUCAGAGCAGAUCAGGAGAUUCAAAACAGGAUGACCGGAGUUCAAAAUCCCAGGCAGCGCGGGAGAAGAAGGAAAGCGAGAGGAAAAGAAGCAGCCGGGAGGAGGGAGGGGGGAUAAAAAUGGAGGGGAAACAAGAGCAGGGGGUGGAAGGUGAGCGUACGAGGAGGCACAGCAGCAGCAGGAGCAGCAAAGACGGAGAGAGAGGAGACAGAAAUAAAGUGAGAGAGCCAGAUGAGGAGAGGAAGAGCCGCCACAAAGACAGAGGGGACAGAUCGGAGAGCUGGGGGAGAAAAGGAGAGGAGGAGAGGGGAGUAAAAGACUGGAGAGCAGAGAUGGUGAGGAGCAGAGAGGAGAAACAAGGAAGCAAGGGGACAGACAGCGAGCAUCAAGGAAGCACAAGGAGGAAGAAGGAGUCCCACCGGGGUCCCGAGGAGGCGACGAGGAGGGAGACGGACAGGGAAUCGGAGAGGAGUCACCACAGGAGGGACGAGGAGCACAGGGAGAGGGAAGGGGGGAGACAGGGCAGCAGGGUGGAGAGCGCCAGGAGGGUGUUUGAGACAGCAGGAGGGGAGGAGGAGGAGAGGCCCGGGAGGAAGGGCAGCGACAGGGAGCACCGGCCCAGCCGGAGAGGAUCCCGCCUCCAGUCAGACGCGCUCCGGGAGGAGGGCCUGAACAUUUAGCCGAGGAGGCGCCUUCAGCACUGCCCGCCAGGCCCGACGGACUCCACCAGGAGCAUCAGGUUUGGCAACAAACGCUCACUGAUGUCUUUAGCCAUCCGGUAGAGCUCAUAAAGGGAGACAUUUACACCAAAAUAUCUGCCGACAUGUUGAAAACCAUCUCAGUUUACGAUCCACUGGCCCGGUUCAUCUUCUCUGAGGAGGUUUAUCUGAACACACAGAGCUCCUCAUGAGGGGAGGGGCCCAAAUAACCCCAAUAAUACAGCUCGUUAGGUCCAUCCAUCACAGAAAAGGCUGAGACGUAGUAAAAUGAACACUAAAUGUGCAACAGAUAAUAAGUCUUUCAGAUGGUUUAAUCCAAAGAUUUUUAGCUCUUUUUUUUCUAAUUUUUUAUUUAAAACAGGUUAAUUACAUUUUUUAUAGUUAUCAUUAAACUAUCUAAAAGAGUAAACCAAAUCUGCCUUAGGUUGACAGGGUAGAACAGAGACUGAUUUAGAAAUCUGCUCCUCUUACAAGUCACGUUCUUAAAGGCCUUUGCUGUAUGAAUUUUAAAUAAAUAUUAAAUACGAUUGUCACCAUCAGUAAUAGAUUAAGGAGUUCCUAAAGCUGUUUAUUGUUUUUUAUCAAAACAAUAAUUUUUCCGAUUACUUUUUUGCCACAAAGCUGCUAAAAACUACAGGUUUAUUUUCUGUGGAGUGCGGUUGACGCCAUUCUAAACAUAAUGAUGAUUUUCAUAUUUUUACAGGCUCCUGCCUUUUAACCUCCAUGUCUAAAAGCUCAGGCCGGGCCCCUGAAACGUGUCAGUCUGUUACUGGGCUGGGGUUUCUAAGGGCCUUUCUCUCUGGAAGCAUCUUCUUGUUUUUCUUUGAAACGGUCCGUUUGAAGGGGCCGUUUUGUUUCCGGGUCGUCGUGCUGCCCGUCGGGACGUUUUCCAGUCGCACUUUAACCGCCGUCCCACGUCUGACGGGCAGCUUUUGUCUCGUCACUUCUGGUGUUUCUGAUGCAGAAUAAUCAGAUUUUUGUAUGUGUUUUUGUGUUUUUUAAAUGGGUGAACACUUAUUUUCUACGGUGCUGGUUUUUUACUGAACAAAUAAAUUAUUGAGA
Molecule: messenger RNA, 5966 nt
Organism: Menidia menidia (Atlantic silverside)
Lineage: Eukaryota; Metazoa; Chordata; Actinopteri; Atheriniformes; Atherinopsidae
Source: the annotation of a GenBank genome assembly